Messenger RNA from Bipolaris oryzae ATCC 44560, 1173 nucleotides. RefSeq lists its product as uncharacterized. Bases 1 to 1173 code for a protein of 390 amino acids. Lineage: Eukaryota; Fungi; Ascomycota; Dothideomycetes; Pleosporales; Pleosporaceae. Gene Ontology annotation, molecular function: NAD+ binding. The transcript is spliced from 2 exons. The record is from RefSeq and is a predicted model, not a curated record.
AUGCCCCGCGCCCCUCUCCUCCGCAUCCCAUACACAGAUCCCUUACCCGCACCUCGAAUCAUUCCCGCAAGCGGCACAACAAGCAGCGGCGCCAUUGCCGCUCUGGUGGAUUUUCUAUCGCCAUGCCUGCCAUCCCGCACGCGCUCUGCAUUCGCACCGCGUGACGCCCGAGCAGCGAAAAAAACACUCCUCCUCACCGGCGCAGGCAUAUCCGUCGCAUCGGGCCUCGCAGAUUACCGCGGCGCAAACGGGACGUAUACGCUCAACAAGACGUACCGCCCGGUAUACUACCAUGAAUUCUGUGAAAGCCAUGAGAUGAGGAAACGGUACUGGGCGCGGAGUUUUAUGGGGUGGACGAAUCUGGAGCGUGCGAGGGCGAAUGCGGCGCAUGUGGCGUGUGGGGAGUUGGGGAGUUUGGGGGUUGUUGGGGGGUUGGUGACGCAGAACGUCGAUUCCUUCCACCCAACCACGCACCCCGACCUCCCCACCAUCGAACUCCACGGCUACCUCCGCAACCUCGUCUGCCUUACCUGCCGCAACGAGUACUCUCGACGGACUUUCCAAUCGCAACUCUCAUUGUUAAACCCCUCGUGGGCGGAGUUCCUGGCAGAGAUGCUGGACACGGGUGCGCUGGAUACGGAGAAUCCGCUUGAGCGCCGCAAGAGGGGGUUGAAGACGAAUCCCGAUGGCGAUGUGGAUAUCCCUGAUGCACCGUAUACUACGUUUCGGUACCCCGCGUGUCCGACGUGUCUCGAGAAGCCGCCGAGACGCGCGGACGGGAGCGAGGUUAAGGUUAAAGUUGAUAAGGAUGGGGCAUGGGAUCCGUCCAGUGAAGGGGGUGUAUUGAAGCCUGCUGUUAUUAUGUUUGGAGAGUCGAUUCCUGCGGCUACGAAGGUGGCGGCGGAGCAGGCGGUUGAGGCUGCAGGCAGGAUACUGGUGAUUGGAAGUAGUCUAGCUACGUAUUCUGCAUGGCGGCUUGUGAAAAAGGCCAAGGAGAUGCAUUUGCCGAUUGGUGUCCUCAACAUGGGUGGAGUGCGAGGUGAAGAAACAUUUUUCGGGGAUAUAAAAGAUGCGGAAACGGGGAGGGAUGCGGUACGCUUGAGUGAGAAUGCAGAACGCAUACUUCCGAGUGUGGUGGGUGUUUUACAGCAAAUGAAAGAGAAGAAUGGAUAG